UAGUGUUGCACAGAUGCUGGUUUGCUGUAAAAAGGUGUCCGGGCUGAGUGUAGGUGAUUAGUGGAGGGGAGGAGAGGUGAGUGGGUUUUCUUAUUAGACUUGUCGGGAAGUCUCUUGAGGCACCAUGCCUACAGUGGUGGUGAUGGACGUGUCUCUCUCCAUGACCAGGCCCGUGCCAGUGGAGGGGACAGAAGAGUUCCAGCGCAAGCACCUGGCAGCACAUGGACUCACUAUGCUCUUUGAACACAUGGCCACCAACUACAAGCUGGAAUUCACAGCCUUAGUGGUCUUCUCGUCAUUGUGGGAAUUGAUGGUUCCUUUCACCAGGGACUACAACACACUGCAGGAAGCACUGAGUAAUAUGGAUGAUUAUGACAAGACCUGCUUAGAGUCUGCUCUUCAAGGAGUGUCCAAUGUGGUCCAACAGGAAUGGGGGGGAAAUGUUCCCUGCCAGGUUGUCCUGGUUACGGAUGGAUGCCUGGGCAUAGGAAGAGGAUCUCUGCAACAAUCUCUAUCAACCCUGAACCAGCGCAGUGACAGCAACCGCUUUCCUCUUCCAUUUCCUUUCCCUUCCAAACUUUACAUCAUGUGCAUGGCAAACCUCGAGGAGCUGCAGAGCUCUGAUGCCUUGGAUGCUCUGGAAAGGCUCAUUGACCUUAAUAAUGGAGAGGGUCAGAUCUUUACCAUUGAUGGCCCCCUGUGCUUGAAGAAUGUCCAGUCCAUGUUUGGGAAACUUAUUGACGUGGCGUACACUCCGUUCCACGCGGUGCUGAAGUGCGGGAACCUUUCUUCUGAUGUCCAGGUCUUUCCCAGACCCGAAUCUGUGAUCAUAGAUGAAGAGAUCGAUCCACUUCCUAAAUCUUUAAGUUCAGAACUGGAAAUCAUUGGAUUUAUUGACAUUGCGGACAUCUCCAGUCCUCCUGUCCUUUCCCGUCACCUGGUCCUACCGAUUGCUCUUAAUAAAGAGGGUGAUGAUGUUGGGGCUGGACUCACGGAUGACUUGGAGGAUGAGAAUUCUGCCAGCCAGAUAGUAGGAAAAAGUCCAAAUUUCUGUGUUCUGCUACACGGUAGCCUGAAGGUAGAGGGGAUGGUGGCCUUGGUACAUUUGGGGAAUGACUGGUAUGGUAUGCUGUACUCCCAAGCUGACAGCAAGAAGAAAUCCAAUCUAAUGAUGUCUUUGUUUGAGCUUGGACCAGAGCCCUUACCCUGGUUGGGGAGAAUGUCACAGCUUGGGCCUAUAUCUGGAGCCUGCAAAGCAAACAGGCAGAAAGACAGGACAUGCUACACACGUCCUGUGUACAACGAUGACCUACUAUUAGAUGCCAAGGAGAAUCCAUAUGGUGAAGAAGACAACAAGAGCCCAUUUCCACUGCAACCCAAGGCAAAGAGAAGCUACGCACAGAACGUAACCGUAUGGAUUAAACCCAGUGGGCUGCAGACGGAUGUGCAGAAGAUUCUACGGAAUGCCAGGAAACUUCCAGAGAAGACGCAGACAUUCUACAAAGAGUUGAAUCGUCUUAGAAAGGCGGCACUUGCAUUCGGGUUCCUGGACCUCCUGAAGGGCGUGUCUGAUAUGCUGGAGAGGGAAUGCACUCUGCUUCCCGACAACGCUCAUCCUGACGCCGCCUUCCAGCUCUCCCAUGCGGCGGCUCAACUCAAACUGGCCAGCACUGGAACCUCGGACCAUGCUUCAUUUGACCAUAACAUUGUACCUCUGCAGACGGACUUCUCUGCCCGAGGCUCCGACAGAAUAUGAAGACCUGAUCUUGUGUGACCUCCAUGGGAGGACUUCCUCCUUCCCUUCCACCAAAAUUGGUUGACUUUCCUGCAAGAAAACCACUUAAAAAAAAAAAGACCCGUGUGCGUCAACAAAGUCAGACUUCUAGGACCUGCAGCAUAAUGUUACGGGAUCAGGAUUAAGAAGCUGUUUUCUCAGAGCAGCACAUUGAUGACUAAAAUGGGGUGUGUGUGUGUGUAUAUGUAUAUAGUGACCUCCUCACACCGCUCUGCAGAUCCUAGGACUAAAAGACUUACCCGGCCCCACUUUCUGCAUUGAGGAGACUUGGGCCACUGCUAUGGGGCUCUUCUUUUCAUGUUUUGGGAGCAUUUUUGCAAGAAUUGCACUAUAUACCGAUUGGCAA
Rana temporaria (common frog) is the source of this 2141-nucleotide messenger RNA. It is a transcript of the gene INTS14, whose product is annotated as integrator complex subunit 14. Gene Ontology annotation, cellular component: integrator complex. The transcript has 13 exons. The record is from RefSeq and is a predicted model, not a curated record. NCBI's taxonomy places the organism in Eukaryota, Metazoa, Chordata, Amphibia, Anura, Ranidae. Gene Ontology annotation, biological process: snRNA 3'-end processing. The coding region runs from base 125 to 1756 and encodes 543 amino acids.